Messenger RNA from Gamsiella multidivaricata, 912 nucleotides. RefSeq lists its product as uncharacterized. The transcript is spliced from 6 exons. Bases 1 to 912 code for a protein of 303 amino acids. Lineage: Eukaryota; Fungi; Mortierellomycota; Mortierellomycetes; Mortierellales; Mortierellaceae. The record is from RefSeq and is a predicted model, not a curated record.
AUGGCAUCAUCCAGUCAGGAACAGGAGCAAGAACAGGGAGAGGGACAGGGACAAAGACAAGACUCUGGGACAACGGACCUUAUCCCAUGGAAAUAUUGCAACGUAUACGCCAACAACCGCAGCCCCGAACGGCUCUUUGUCUUCCAGGGACACUCAAUAUUCAUUCACCAGCGUCUCGAUGAAAAAGUUACCAUUGACCAAAACACCGGCAACGUCGUUUGGGAUGGCGCAUACCUCAUGUCAAAAUACCUAGAGUCUCAUAUCAAAGAUCUGCAAGGAAAGACGUGCCUCGAGCUAGGGUCUGGAACAGGACUUGUUAGCAUCGUUGCAUGGUUGCUUGGUGCCGAAAAUGUACUGGCAACAGAUCUGGCAGGGCCCCAUACGGAGCAUGUGGCAAGAAAUACAUCCACAAACGCCUUAAGGAUCGCCCUUGAACGUCAACAGGCCAUUCAAGAAGAGGCUGGUGCAGCAGCCCCUGAAACACGGCAUGGGGCUUCGUUCCUGAGAAGACGGCGGGAUCGACUGAAAACAACAGAACUCAAGAGCGAAAACCUGCAGGUCGCGCCUCUUGACUGGGGUUCGCCUACGCUUCCGGAGAGUGUCACGUUCCAGGGUCCAUUCUCAUACAUUCUUUGCUCCGAAAUAUUGUACUUGCCACAGUUCCAUCGGGCACUCCUCAAGACGAUCACUCAGUUCUCGGAUGAACAAACGGUCGUUGUCUUGCUCUGGAAACAGCGUGGGCUAGGCGAGGAACGGUUCUUUGAGAUUGCAUCUCGGCCUUCAACAGGGUGGCAUGUUGAAUUCCUGGACAAGAGCGUACUUGAUGUCGAGUUCCAGGAACAGCCAUAUGGAGUAGCGCGAAUGACCAGGAGAACAACGGCGACGCCAGUUACUUCUGCAACACAGAAAUAA